Mytilinidion resinicola is the source of this 1334-nucleotide messenger RNA. RefSeq lists its product as uncharacterized. The record is from RefSeq and is a predicted model, not a curated record. Lineage: Eukaryota; Fungi; Ascomycota; Dothideomycetes; Mytilinidiales; Mytilinidiaceae. The coding region runs from base 1 to 1152 and encodes 383 amino acids. The transcript is spliced from 2 exons.
AUGUGUCAUCAAUCGUUCGAUGAUCAGACCCAGGGUCUUUUCCUUCCACCAAUGCAGCAAGACGAGUCAUUGGACAGCGUACUUCAGCACCCAACGUUUACUUCAUACGAGCACGACUCUCUAGAAAGCCUCAGCCUUCCAUCUCCAGAGCCAUUACCGUUUGAUACUAGUGGCCCUCCGUCAACAACGGUCCCGACGACUUCGGGUCCCAACCAUUCUCACGACGUAUCUGCUCAUGCCAUUCAUCACUCUCAAGACUUUUCCGACGUCCUUCAACAACCGGCCUAUAAUUCCGAACCCUGUACUCCCCAGCCCCAGCACUCGACUCGCUCUAACAACUACUUCCACCAUGCCACCAGCAAUAGCAACGCCGGCUAUCCAUUCAGCAACGACCAUAUAAUUUACAACCCCGGCAUCCAUCAACCCGGAAUGUUCCCGCCACAACAUAUCCUCCACCAGCGCGCCCAUUCCCAGCCUCCAGAAGUGACCUUCUUCCGCGCUCCCCAUCAAGCCUCCCGCAGCACAACACGUACUCUAACCGGCGGGAUUCCGCUCUCGAACAACCCCGGCCCAGUCUACAACUCGGCUCAAGUCCAUCCACACGGCAUCCCCAUCUCCAAACCCGCCCCCCGCUACCGCGACCACCCUUACCGCAGCUCCAGCCGCAGCAGAAGACGCGACGGCGGUCCCACAUCCGCACCUCCCUCUAGGAUGAUGAGCAGUCCGCGCGCCAUGUCCUCCCGCAGCGUCCGCAGCCCGAAUAUGCAAGAGAUGCUGCACCACGGCAACUCGCCCAUGUACAUGCAGAUGCAGACGCCGGAGGGGCAGAGAGUGAGAGCGAGUAAUGCGCAGAUGAUAUCGGCGCUGGGCGAUGUGCUGCUUAACGCGGGCGGCACGGUGUCGCCGGGGCAGAUGGCGGUGGUGUUGGGGUUUGUGGAUGAGGUGGAGCGGAAGCAGAGGGAGACAUUGGCGGGGUGUGAGAGGAUUAGGGGGUUGUUUGGAAAGGGUGGCGAGGUGGAUGGGGAUGUUGAGCCGCUGAGACUGGAUAGGACGAGUGAGCCUUUGAAUGGGGUUCCGGACGUAGAAAAUUUGGCGGAGGUGCCGGCGAAGCAGGAGCUGUCGCCGGAUGUGGAUAUGAAUAUGGCUGGAUAAGACACGACUGAAGGACGCGCAGCAGAAGAGAACCGACCGAGAAAAUUGAAUGGAUGUGCGCUGGAGGAAUUGUGGUUAUGUUAUGUCAAGAAAUCAAAGCAUGAGGGAUGUAGCAAGUAGAUGUAAAUUGGAACAGGAGGAGUAUAACGACGUUACGGCAAUCAAUCAAUCAAUGUACAAUC